Messenger RNA from Orycteropus afer afer, 654 nucleotides. RefSeq names its product MKRN2 opposite strand (gene MKRN2OS). The record is from RefSeq and is a predicted model, not a curated record. The coding region runs from base 1 to 654 and encodes 217 amino acids. The transcript has 4 exons. NCBI's taxonomy places the organism in Eukaryota, Metazoa, Chordata, Mammalia, Tubulidentata, Orycteropodidae.
AUGCGGUGCCCUGAGGCCGGAAAGCCUAUAAUUAAAUUCAAUCACUGCCAGAAAUAUAUCUACAGCUUCAGUGUGCCGGAGCGCUGCCCCCUCUGCCAGCAGGACGUGGGCUCGAGUAAGCUGGAGGAAGCCCCUGUCAGCAUCUCUAACCCCUUUACCAAUGGCCAUCAAGAGAAAUGUACCUUCCUCCUCAGACCAACUCAGGGGACCUUUCUUAGGGAGUAUGAUGGAAGGUCUGAUCUUCAUGUUGGAAUAACCAACACAAAUGGAGUUGUGUAUAAUUACAACAUACAAGGUGUCCACCGAGAUGAAGCAGGGUGGGAACAGAGUAUAAGUAUCCCAUUAUUGCAGCCCAACAUGUAUGGACUAAUGGACCAAUGGGACAGGUACCUGGAGGAAUUCUCAAACUUGGGGGCAUGGCUGCCUCACAGGUAUGAGGAAGACCUCCACAAUUGCUACAGUUACACCCUCACAUUCAUUAACUGCAUCCUGAGCACAGAGGGCAAAGAACAGCUGAACAAGAACGACUUCACAGAGAAAUAUGUGCUCCCAUGGACAAGGAAGGCCUCCAAGUACAUCACACUCUACCGGGCCAUAGAAGAGCAGGGCUUCUACGUGACUGAUCAGCCCCAGCAAGAGGCAGGCCCUCCCUAA